Messenger RNA from Paramuricea clavata, 4886 nucleotides. NCBI's taxonomy places the organism in Eukaryota, Metazoa, Cnidaria, Anthozoa, Malacalcyonacea, Plexauridae. The record is from the annotation of a GenBank genome assembly.
GAUUGCAGUUGUGUUUUGGUCAACCUGUCGACAUUGAAAUCCUGACUUUGCUCAGAAGUGAAGUGGAUGAACUUUGUGACGCUGUCCACACAUGGACUUUAGAGAAAGAACAGGUUUGAAAAUUAUUUUCUUUUAGGUUGUAGGUAUACAGUAUGCUGAGUCUUGGAAAACGUUCUGUACUACUUCCAAGAAUAUGGGGAAUGUGCCCAAUGCGCAUGAUCUUUCAUAUGGGUUAUAUAUGGUACAUAUACUGAGCUUAGUUUCGAAACUUUGCUCAGCAGUAAACCUACAACUUGCUUGCACAAUUGUAGCCAAUUGUUGUGAUUAAGCUUUCCCAAUCAUACGAGCUUAUCGUUAACAGAUUCGCCGUAAAUAUAGCUUACGGCGGAAUUAUGAACAUUAGUCUGACGAAUUCAAGAAACAAUUAUGAGUUUUACGAUAAAAGCGCCAAACAAACAAAACAGUUGUUCACCUUCGGAGCUGUCUUAUCUAGACACAUUCAAUUUAGUUAGCAACCUACACUUGAUUGACGUAAAAUAUUUAUGGUUUUACAGAUGACAACACUACUUUCGAACAUCAGUGAGUUGCAGUCAAACUUGAAUAAAGAAAUAGACUAUCUGCGUAUGAGAGUAAACAAAUGCGAGAUUCAGGGAAAUAACAAUUCCUUGAAGUUAAAAGGAUAUGAAAUGUUGGUAAAUAAAAAUUGUGAAGAAAUAAAACUUCUUGACGAACGUGCCAAUGAACUGUCAAGAUAUCGCAUUAAGGAAGAAGAAAAAAUUCCCUACGUUUUCACUGCACCCCCACAAAAUAAUUAUUUUGCUGGUCGAACUGAACAAAUUCAGGAGCUUAAACGUAUUUUGAAAGUUGAGGAAACGAUGAACGAAAAGGAAGUUCGCGUUGCAGCAGUGUGUGGUUUGGGUGGAAUUGGCAAAACAAGCUUAGUUUCCGAGUAUGCUCACCAGAUGAAGGAUUUCUACAAAGGAGGUGUUUAUUGGUUCUCGGCUGAAGAUGAUACACAUCUUAGCAAAACAGUGAAUGCCGUCGCAGUAAGGAUUGGUGCAUUACUCAAUUCAUUUGAUUUAACUUUGCCAAAUAUCCUGAAAAAAAUUAGCACUAUACAUCACCCAUGUCUUAUAGUCCUCGACUGCUUGGAUCAACUGGAUCUUUCGCGUAAUAUGAUGGAAUUUAUUUCCCUUUCUUCACAAGAGAAUAUCUUUGGGCAUUUUAUCGUCCUAACAAGACGGAACCCAAAACGACUUGUCAACGAAGUGUCAGUUUUUCAGGAGGAUUCUUGUCUUCAAUUGAAAUGUUUGCUGUCCCAAGAAGCAAAACAAUUUCUUUUUUCAAGAAGUAAAGUAGUUCGUGACAAAAGUGCAGAGAGUCUCGCAGAAUACCUUUGUGAAGAACUGGGGAGACUGCCACUUGCUUUGGAGCAAGCUGGAGCAUAUAUUCAAAUGUGCAGUUGCAGCUUCGCUUUGUAUUUGGAGCAAUAUAAAGUUGAACGUUUGCGAUUGCUCAGUCGGCAACAAGCACGUGCUGCAGGUAACGACUCACCUGAACGUCUUGCUGUUCAUACGACAUGGCUUAUCAAUAUGGAGUAUAUAAAGAAAAACCCGAAUGGUCAGGCUGCAGUUCGAUUUAUGAAUGCUUGUUCAUUUUUCGAUGGAAAUGAGAUUGAUGAAGAAUUAAUGAAUAUUGGAACACCCGCAGUGGAAGACGUCGCAUAUCGAAAAUGCGUGUCAUCGCCAUUGGGUUGCCGUGAGGUUCUAAAAUUGUUGACUGACUUUUCACUUUUCACGUAUGUUGAAGUGCACUCUGUCAGCACCCAUCGUUUGGUUCAGGAACUAGUAUGGGAAAGUCUCACUCCUGAAUCGAAAGCAGAGAGUUUCAUUGAUGCUGUACGGAUGCUUUCUUUUGUAUUCUCUAAAUGUUUUUCACCCAGUAAUCAUGUUACGUUGGAUGAAAAGAAUGAUACACAGCAAAACAUAAUAUCUUUCUCUGAUCCACCUAGUAGUCCGUCUCACUUUUUUAUGUGGUCUAAAUUUUGCAUGCAUGGUCAUUAUCUUUGUAGAAAUAUGGAGAAUCUUUUGGUCAACUCUGUUUGUCUAGACUCAUUGUGGUUUCCUGAAACAGCUAAGAUUCUUUACGAAUGUGCUGUUCAUUUGAGUGCAAAUCACAAACAUGAAGAAGCAAAGCGCAUUUUGAACUUUGCUUAUCGUAUAUUAGACUGGCUUCCUUUAGCAGGGUAUGAAACGGUUGAAAGGAAUGUUUCUAAUAAUUUCCUCUUUCCACUUCCAAUUCCUUUACCGAAGCCAUUUCAGUUGGAGAUUCAACGGUGUAGCAGACCUCCUUUUGUUUCACUUGAAGCUCUGACUGAAAAACCUGAUCCUGAGGUUAGUAACCUUGCUCCUGAGGCUAGUGACCUUGAUUUAAAAAAGAAAAUUGAAAAUUUGCGAUUUGAUGGAAAUAAGUGUUUAAAAGAAAGUCGCUACAAAGAAGCACUAAAUGCGUAUUCUUUGGCAAUAAAUCUGGCUCAAAAGGGCAAUAUUGCUUUCAAUCCUUUAUUGCUUAUUAAUCGUGCAACAGCUUACAUAAAAUUAGGGCAAUACGAAGAUGCUUUGAAAGAUGCGAAUGAUUACAUAACGCGCAGUCCAGAUUGCUGGAUGGGUUACGCGUUAAAAGCUCUGGCACUUGAUGGCUUGAAUGAGAAAGUUAGUGCUGAAAUUGCUGCUGCUUUAGCUUUUUAUCACAAUAAAGUUAUAUUCUCAGAUUUUUUACUAUUCAAAAAUUCUUUUGUAGCCUUGAAGGAACGAAUCUUUAUAUGUGAUUCUGUGGAGGAACUUCGAAAAGCUAUCUUUUCGGAUGAAGUAGAAGCGGAUGUGUUGAAGAUUUUGGUUCUGGGAUCAGAAGAAUAUAUCUUAAAUUCUGAAACAAUUGUCGGACCUUGGGACAGGUGUGUUCUUGUUGGUACGAGAAAUGACUGUUCUGUUUCUUUGAAGUCAAACUAUGUUAUUCCCUUGUUAAAGUGCAUGCUUACAAAUAUUUCAUUCUAUUUGAAUAAAGGUUCGAUAUUCUGUAUGCAUGGUUCAGUUGUGAAGAUCCUUAAUUGUAAUUUUACUUCUUAUGAUGAUCGUCGGUCUGCUGUUGUAACUUUGGGGGAUUUUAAUGCAGAUCAAUGUAGUUUUACAAGCACCAAGGAUAGUGGGUUAUAUACUGCAAAAGGUAAUGCGCUUGUUGUUGGCUGUUCCUUUUUAAACAACGGGAAAGUUGGCUUAGAAGUGCGCGAAGGUGGGACGUUGAAGGUGAAAAGCAGUCGCAUUCAUAACAAUGGUCGACAUGGGUUAGUGAUUGGACCUGAAGCAUUGGAAUGUGUAGUAAUUAAUUGUGAUAUUCACCACAAUGUUGAGACAGGAAUCGCUGUCCUGAACUCAACGAAUGUAACUCUUAUACGUAAUAACGUUUUUAACAAUUACGACCAUGGAAUAUACGUGACGAAUUGUGAGGCAGAUAUCAGAGAAAACAACUCUUUUGAUAACGGUUUGUGGGGAAUUUGGUCCCAGAACAAUUCCUGUUGCAAUAUAUCGACGAAUAGAGUUUUUCGCAACAAAGCCGGGGGAGUUUGUCUGGUAUAUCGAGCUGCAGGGAAAGAGUUUUCUCGAUCUGUCAUCGAACUGAACAACAUUUAUGAUAAUGUUGGUCCCGGGUUUGUAGAGAAAGCAAGCGAGUUUGAAGUAGUAGAAUCGCUGAGCACACAUGGCGAUAUGGACGAAGCGAGUAAGUCGUAUUUAAAGCCUUCCAGUUCAUACCAAUCUGCCAAAAGCCAAAAUAACAGAGUGUACAAUAACAGGGAAAAUGAAAACGUUAGUAAUUUGAAUUGUUCCGUUCCGUAUUGCUCACAUUGUCAUAAGAAAUGCGAACCCAAGCGGUGUGGAAAGUGCUUUACUGCAGCGUAUUGCAGCAGAUCUUGCCAAGAAAACCAUUGGUCAAAGCACAAGAAAAUAUGCAAAGUUUUACGUGAGAAGUCAAGCUAUUUGAUCACUUCCAUAGAAAAGGCUAAAUACACUCAUGCGGAACAAAUUGAAGGUCGAAAAGAAAUUGGUCCAAAGUUCAGUCCUCCCCCACCACGUGAUGGUAGAAUGUUUGUUGUAAAAGUGCACACUGCCUUAAGAGAAGUAACAUCGUACGCUGACAUGCUCUACGACCGUAGUCUCGAACUUUGUGGGACAUUCGACUCCAGAUUCAUUGACGAACUUCUGGAAGAAUUUGGUGUACAAUGUGAACGGAGAUUUAUAGAGAAAAAGCUUUACUUUUACUGCCUGUUCGAAGACAACGGGCAGCUUCGAUUAUUCACGAAUGUAUUUCCAAAAUUUCAAAACUGGUGAAUCUAUAUUUUCAGUUAUACCGCUGGGUGACAUAUACACUAGCUUCUGUGGGAACCGGAACGAUUUAAGAAAAGAAACAUUCGUGUAUGCAAGGUUACGGGUCCAUCAUGAACUCUUUACUUCUCGCUAUAGCUUCAGCUGAAAUCCCGACUUUCCAAAUUUCCUAUUAAGGUCGGAACUAGUUAAAAUGGUAUGGCUGGAACAGGAGAAUUAUAUAUAUAACGUUGCGAAGAAAUAGUUUUCCUGCAUUAAAUGCAGAUGCUAGAAAGUUGCUUUACAGCACUACAUUGCAAAAACAUACACUAAUUUGUAUUAUGUGGACGUCCUAUCCAAUGCAUUUUGUUCAACCUGUUGGAGAAUAUCUGUUGCAUAUCUCGCGUCUACAUAAUAAUGCGCCGACGUUGUCAACCGGCAUAUUAUGGAGGUCAAGAAUCAAAUGCAGUCUUGGCCAAAACGAUUAUUUCUAUUGUCGGACUAUAAGUCACUUUUUCACAAUCAUUAACC